Funneliformis mosseae is the source of this 474-nucleotide messenger RNA. The record is from the annotation of a GenBank genome assembly. NCBI's taxonomy places the organism in Eukaryota, Fungi, Glomeromycota, Glomeromycetes, Glomerales, Glomeraceae.
AUGUCUUUAACUUCAAGUCGUGUCCGUCAAUUAAAAAAAGCUCGUGAAGCACAAGCUAAAAAGUUGGAGGCGAAAAAAAAUGACAAAAAAAGAAAAAUCAAUGAGGUUAUAAAUGAAAUAUAUGAGACAAAUCUUGACUUAAAUUUGGUGACAAAACUACCAAAAUUAAGCAAAGAACAAACUCAAUUAAUUUUUUCAGUUCAACAAUUAUCCGAAGAAGAACUCAACGUUCACAACAAGUCACAGAUACAACCUUUCAAAAAAAAGCUAAAAUCUAUUUUUCAAGCAAAUAAGCGAGAGUAUGCAUCUAAUACUAUUUGGCUUGCAACCAGUAUUUCACAAAUUGGUCAGAUAUCAUUACGUUCUACAGUAGAAUGUAUGCAACAAGAUAUUUCUACAUUACAUACUAAUGCUCAAAUUCAUCAGGCAAUUAUGGCACCAUCAUUUGGAGUCUUAGUUGACAAAUCUACAUGA